CCCAAAUAGCCCAACUCGUGAUCGCGCCGCCGCCGUGCUCUCCACCGGAGAGAGCGGCGGAGGAGAGCAAGUGGGGAUAGGGGCCGGUCGGGGUUGCGACGGGCGGGAGCGGGAGGAGGCGCACGCUGCCUGAAUGCCGGCGCCGUCGACGACCUCGCCGGUGAUUGGUUCGCGCUCCGGCGAUCGUCGAGGGCCGCCCGGGCAGGCGGAGGAGCGGAGGAGGCAAAGCGAGUGGCCGCGAGACCUCCGCUUCCAUCGCGCGGCUCGCAGUCGCAAACCCUACCAAAUUUGCUCCAGCUAGAAAGGCUAAGAUCAGAACAGAGCAUCUCCGCGCCUCCACAGCACACCCUGGAUUCGCAAUUAUUGGGGGCAACUCCACUAUAAAAAGCGAACCAUCCACAAGAAGUAAGAACACACCAAGAAAGCAAGCUCACAACAAGGACAAGACAGGAACUGAAAGCCCUAGUACUAAGAACAGCAACCACCUCUGAAAGCUUUACAAGUUCGCAGGGGCUUAACUGCGAAUGAACAUCCAGAGGAAGCCAGGAGACUGGAACUGCAAAUCGUGCCAGCAUCUCAACUUCAGCCGCCGGGACUACUGCCAGCGCUGCCAUACCCCACGCCAGGACCUGCCGCUUGGCGAUGGUUAUGUCCCAGGUGGUGUGCUGACCUCCCUGGACAUUCGCCCGGGCGACUGGUACUGCAACUGCGGCUAUCACAACUUUGCUAGCCGAGCAAGCUGCUUCAAAUGUGGCGCCAUUGUGAAGGACCUUCCAGCAGGCCAAGGUGGUGGUGUUGCCAACGGUGACUUUGCCCGUGCCCUCGACAGCAGCGCAGUUCGUGCUGGGUGGAAGGCAGGCGACUGGAUUUGCACAAGGCCUGGUUGCAACGUCCACAACUUUGCAAGUAGGAUUGAGUGCUAUAGGUGCAAUGCACCUAGGGAAGCAGGUAAUGUGAAGUAAGAAAGGACUGACGCGACCAAAGAUCGUGAGACGUGACGAGCUGGCCGAGGAUGAAUAAAGUGACUGCUGUCAGUUGUCACAUUCACAGGCUGCGAUCCAGAAACUAUGGAUGGGACUAUGUAGUAACGUGCUGAUAUAUUAUUGCUAAGUGUUACUACUGCAUGGUUGCAAGGGUGGUAGAAGUACCUUAGCUUCCAAGAUCGUUGUAAUGUGUGAGUUUAAUUUUGGCGUUUUAAGUAAUAAGUCUAGUGAUUGCAGGAUUGUACGGGGUAAUGUACUUGCAUUAUCCAUUAUAAUCUUAAGCAUCCAAUAUAAUUAUGCAAUAAUUCGUGCCUUA
Molecule: messenger RNA, 1299 nt
Organism: Oryza sativa Japonica Group (Japanese rice)
Lineage: Eukaryota; Viridiplantae; Streptophyta; Magnoliopsida; Poales; Poaceae
Product: RNA-binding protein involved in heterochromatin assembly dri1
Cellular component (GO): cytoplasm
Molecular function (GO): mRNA binding
Source: RefSeq, a predicted model, not a curated record